AUGGUGAACGCGUACAAAAUUGGAUCUAUUGAAGAUUACUUUAAACUAUAUGAUUAUUCUGUUGAAGCAAUUAAACAUGUAAAUAAAUCUUUUAAGAUUGGCGGACCAGCUACAUCUGAUGUUGGAAUGGGAUUUUUAAGACAAUUUUUAAAACAUGUAACAUCUGGCAAAAAUUAUGUAACAAAUGAAAUUGGAACACGAAUUGAUUUUAUAUCAUUUCAUACAAAAGGUGCCGAUUAUAUUCCUCGAAGAUGUUAUGGUCAUAAAGUUAGUUAUCAAUCACCGAAUCUUUCAAAGAUUCUCAAUGAUAUUCAUAAUAACUUAAUGAUUUGUAAUGAAUUCGAACAAUUGAACAAUUUACCAAUCUUUAUUGAUGAAUGUGAUCCUGCUGUUGGUACAAUUUAUGGUGUUUAUGAUAAUCCGAAUUAUAUCAUAUGUAAUACAGAAUAUUAUCCUUGUAUUGUUGCAUCGAUGAUCUAUCAUAUAUUAUCUUUAUCUAAUCGAAUUCAAUUAAUAACACAUUGGUCAUUUUAUAUGGAAGGAAAACGAUUAUUUGAAGGUAAUCGUACACUUAUGACAAAUUAUAAUUUACAUUUACCUAUUUUAUCUGAUUUGAAAUUAUUUGGAAAAUUAAAAUAUAAACAAUUAUUUAUAGAAAUGAAUCAAAUACAAUUACCAAUAUUUGGUAUGGCAACAUGUGAUGAUGAAAAUAAAAGUUUUCAAUUACUAUUAUUUUAUCAUGUUGAUGAUUGGACAUCAGAAGAUAUUCAAUCGAUCAAUAUUACUUUUAUAAAUAUUCCAUUACAAAAUGUUCUAUUAAAACAUUAUAGAAUUGAUUCAAAUCAUAUAGAAAAUGAUCAACGGUUAGAAGAUAUCAAUCAACGUACAUGUUAUCGUUUAACACGUAAUGAUCUAUUACGUGAUGAAUAUCAAGAAGUUUUUCAAGAAUUUCAUGACGAUGAAGAAACAAUGAAAUUUAUUGAACAAACCAAUGGUUUAAUUGGUCGUGGUGUUAUGUUUGUUUAUUCAAUUGCACAGUUUAAAACAUUACUUGAUAUAGAUUAUAAUGAACAAUAUCCAUUGAUAGCACUUCUUCAUAUUGGUGCUGGUGAUGGUUCUAUAACAGAAUGA
Molecule: messenger RNA, 1131 nt
Organism: Rotaria sordida
Lineage: Eukaryota; Metazoa; Rotifera; Eurotatoria; Philodinida; Philodinidae
Source: the annotation of a GenBank genome assembly